UAUCACAAGAUAAAGGAUUUUACAGAGCAGGAGCAUGAAAUACCCCUGACAACUCUUGCAACUUUGGCGUCGCUUUUCGUCAAGCACCAAGUCCACAAUCAUUUUGGCAUCUCGUUGCUCCAUCGACACCAAGACACCAACAUAGGCUCGGUGAUGGUGCAUUCCAAGCUACAAAUUCUCGACCAAGAGGUCGACAUUUGUCAAGCAAAGACCUUCGACUCGCGCCUUUUCCACGCAUGCUCCUACUUUUUGGAUGAGGAUAUGGGAUUUCUACCAUAUGAAUACUCAACAGAGGAUCAUGGUGCCUCUGCAGAAUGCCUGUUCCUGGACGAACUAGCAUGCUUUCUACUGGAGAACAAACUCCAGACCGUGCUUGCACUCUGCUGUGCAUCAAAAUCGAUAUCUCCUUGGUUCGAAUAUUCAAUCCCCGACAAUAGUGGAACCAUUGCUGUGCAGAACCCGUUGCAGGUGCAAUUAGAUCUUGUCGAAGCUGAGUGGAACUUUCAC
Aureobasidium melanogenum CBS 110374 is the source of this 507-nucleotide messenger RNA. RefSeq lists its product as uncharacterized. NCBI's taxonomy places the organism in Eukaryota, Fungi, Ascomycota, Dothideomycetes, Dothideales, Saccotheciaceae. The record is from RefSeq and is a predicted model, not a curated record. The transcript has a single exon. The annotation marks the transcript as partial.